Scheffersomyces stipitis CBS 6054 is the source of this 1301-nucleotide messenger RNA. RefSeq names its product Gly1p. Gene Ontology annotation, cellular component: cytosol. The transcript has a single exon. Bases 106 to 1227 code for a protein of 373 amino acids. Gene Ontology annotation, molecular function: L-allo-threonine aldolase activity. Gene Ontology annotation, biological process: L-threonine catabolic process; glycine biosynthetic process. Lineage: Eukaryota; Fungi; Ascomycota; Pichiomycetes; Serinales; Debaryomycetaceae. The record is from RefSeq and is a predicted model, not a curated record.
AACGGCGACACCUUUUCACAUCUUUCUUGAUUUCCGAAUAUUGUCACUUGUCAUCGUAGCAAGUGAUAGUUGCUUAUAUAGCGCAGUACAAAAGAUAGCAUUUCCAUGAUGACCAUCGACGACGAAGAAACGUUUGUUACCCACAACGAGUUCAGAUCCGACACGUUCACGGUUCCCACCCGGGCCAUGGUCGAAGCCAGUUUCGCCAACAGCACCUACGGAGACUCCGUUUACAAGGAAGACGCUGUCACUUUGACUUUGGAAGAGAAGAUGUGUACCUUGACCGGAAAGCCGGCUGCUCUCUUCUGUGUCAGCGGAACCAUGUCCAACCAGAUCGGUUUGAGAGCCAACUUGGUUCAACCUCCUUAUAGCGUCUUGUGUGACCACCGUGCCCAUGUCUUCUUGCACGAGGCAGCUGGUUUGGCUAUGUUGUCACAGGCAAUGGUUCAUCCUGUGACUCCCAGCAACGGAAACUACUUGACAUUUGAAGACGUAGUAGAGAACGUCACUUUCGACGAUGGUGAUAUCCAUGCGGCUCCUACCAAGGUGAUUUCGCUUGAAAACACCUUACAUGGGAUCAUCAUGCCCAUUGAAGAGAUUCGCAAGAUUUCUCAAUUUUGUAGAGAAAAUGACAUCAAGUUGCAUUUGGACGGGGCCAGAUUGUGGAAUGCCUCAGCAGCCACUGGAAUUUCUAUCGAAGAGUACUGCUCUUAUUUCGACAGUGUCUCCUUAUGUUUGUCCAAGUCGUUGGGUGCACCCAUUGGUUCAAUUCUUGUAGGAGAACAGAAGUUCAUUGACAAGGCCAACCAUUUCAAGAAACAAUGUGGUGGUGGUAUAAGGCAGGCUGGUAUCGUGACAUCAAUGGCUAUAAAUGCCAUUGAGCAGAACUUCCCCAAGUUGGUGAAGUCCCACCAGUACGCCAAGCAGGUCGGAGACUUCUGCGACCAACACGGCAUUGCAUUAGAAAGUCCAGUGGACACCAAUUUUGUCUUCUUGGACUUAAAGGCUAACCACAUGGACGACAGGCUCUUGAUUGAGUUGGGUAAGAAGAACAACAUCAAGUUGAUGGGAGGAAGAAUCGCAUUUCACUUCCAGUUGAGCCAGCAGAGUGUGGACGCUGUCAAGAGGGUGAUCUUGGAGUGCUACCAGUACAACCAGAAGAAUCCCUACAAAUAUAACAUCAAAAAUAACAAGAAGAUGUACAACUAUGAUUCGAUCAAGGCAUGAUUUAUGAAGCACUACUAAUAGCAAGAAACUAUAUAUACGCUAUAUACUAAUUUUAAUGCAAACUAAUAGAUAAG